Molecule: messenger RNA, 1323 nt
Organism: Dryobates pubescens (Downy woodpecker)
Lineage: Eukaryota; Metazoa; Chordata; Aves; Piciformes; Picidae
Gene: IKZF4
Product: IKAROS family zinc finger 4
Biological process (GO): regulation of transcription by RNA polymerase II
Molecular function (GO): RNA polymerase II cis-regulatory region sequence-specific DNA binding; DNA-binding transcription factor activity
Source: RefSeq, a predicted model, not a curated record
GGGAGAGACCCUUCCACUGCAACCAGUGCGGAGCCUCCUUCACGCAGAAGGGAAACCUCCUGCGCCACAUCAAGCUGCACUCCGGGGAGAAGCCUUUCAAGUGUCCCUUCUGCAGCUACGCCUGCAGGCGGCGCGACGCGCUCAGCGGCCACCUGCGCACGCACUCGGUCUCCUCCCCCACCGUGGGCAAACCUUUCAAGUGCAGCUCCUGCGGCCGCAGCUACAAGCAGCAGAGCAGCCUGGAGGAGCACCGGGAGCGCUGCCACAGCUACCUGCAGGGCCUCAGCUCCGAGCCCCCCUCCCUGCCAGCCCACCCAGGGGAGGAGAUGAGAGAGCUGGAGCUGGUUCCGGACUCCCUGCUGCACCCCGCGGCCGAGCGGCCGAGCUUCAUCGAGCGCCUGGCCGGCAGCCUCACCAAGCGCAAGCGCUCCACGCCCCAGAAGUUCGUGGGCGAGAAGCAGAUGCGCUUCGCCCUCUCCGACCUCCCCUUCGACGUCGGCUCCACCUUCGAGAAGGAGGUGGAGGUGGUCCCCAGCCACCACCACCACCACCCCCACGCCCUGGACCCCUCCUACAGCGGCUCCCUGCCCCUGCUGGGGGGGGAGCACCUCCGCCCCCUGCGCCUGCCGCCCGCCGGCUGCCUCUCGGAGGUGACGCCGGUGAUCAGCUCGGUCUACAGCCAGCUGCCGCCGCUGCCGGCCCGCCUGGAGCUGCCGGGGGGCAGGGAGGCCGCCGAGGGCCACGAGGAGGUGGGGGAGGGGGUGCAGGUCAUCUACAGGGCCCGGGAGCCCGGGGGGUCCCCCCCGAACGGCUGCCAGGACUCCACGGACACCGAGAGCAACCAGGAGGAGCGGCAGGCGGGGAGCAGCCGCCAGAGCCCUGCCUACGCCAAAGAGGAUCCCCCGAAGGUACCGGAGGGGCCCCUCCCCCUCCCCCCCCACCACCCCCACCCCCAGGUGGGGGCGGGGGGGAUCCGCCCUCCCCCCCCCAGCUCUGCCAAAGACGCCCUGAGGGUGCUGAACGAGGAGGGGGAGCAGCUCAGGGCCUUCAAGUGCGAGCACUGCCGCAUCCUCUUCCUCGACCACGUCAUGUUCACCAUCCACAUGGGCUGCCACGGCUUCAGAGACCCUUUGGAGUGCAACAUCUGCGGCCACCACAGCCAGGACCGCUACGAAUUCUCCUCCCACAUCGUCAGGGGAGAGCACAAAGUCGGCUGAGAGCCUCCAGCCCCUCCCCGGAGCCGCUGGGAGCCCUCCCGGGCCGCCCCGGGGGGUGGGAAUGGGAACCCGCCCGGAGCUGCCCUCGGAGCGACCCCAAAGCGGC